CAGCAUGGGUGAGCAGCCCCCCAUAGAGAUGAGCUGCCUGGCCAAGAAGUUGGAGGCUCUGCAGUCCGACUCGGAGUCCGCCUGCCGCGUGGAGGACGAGGAGGAGGAGGGGGGGGGCGACGCCGCCGCCCGCUUCUGGGAGGCGCCCGACUUCUGCAUGGCGUGCGCCCAGCGGCACGGCCCGUCCGAGGGCCACGCGUACGACUACCGGCAGGAGGUUGACGAGGACCUGACGUGCCGCGUGUGCCUGGAGCCGCUGCUGGGCCCGCUGGACACGCCGUGCGGACACACCUACUGCCGCGAGUGCCUGCGCGGGAUCGCGGCUCGCGCGCGGACGACCCGUGCCCACGGCGAGAACGGAGAGGGAAAUCGGACCGAUGAUGACGACGACGACGAUGACGACGAUGAAGACCUGGAGGUCUGCUGCCCCUUGGACAGGGAGCCGUUCCGUCUCUUCGAAUGCUCCUCGUCCAGCUUCCUCGUGAAACGCCUCCUGGACAAGCUCAUGGUCGGCUGUCCCCUCUGUCCCGACGGCGAGAUGCAGCGGAGCGACCUGGAAGAACACCUGCGUAACAGGUGCCCCGGCACGGCGGCGUUCCGCGAGGCGGAGGAGAAGCGGCGCAAGGCGGCGGCGGCCUGGGGGGGCGGUGGCCACGGCGCGGACAGCUCGGCGCAGCACGCGCUCGCGCUGCUCAACGCCGGCGUGUGCUCCGUGGAGGCCAUCGCGCUGCUCUCCGACGAGCCGGGACUCGAACCCGGGUUCCAGCUCAGCUCCGAGGAGGAACUCGACAUCGGCGAUGGAGAUGUGGGCCGGCGGACGAGAGGCUCCAGCAGGGACAGCGCCCCCCCCUCGCGCAGCGACAGCUCCUCCGGCGGGGAAUCGUCCGGCUCCGAGCUGUCCCCGGGCUCUCCGGUACGUGAGGGUGCCGUGUCGACGCUGGAGCUGCGCCGUGCCGACCCGUACGAGGAGCUGGGCGUCAUGGUGGUGGGCGGCAGCGACACGCCGCUCGACAGCAUCGUGGUGCAGCAGGUGCUGCGGCCCGGCCUCGCCAGCCGCGACGCUCGCCUGCUGCCAGGAGACCGCAUCCUCAAGGUGAACGGCGUGGACAUCGGCAGCGUGCCGCACGAGUUUGCGCGCGCCGCGCUCGCCGAGCCGUGCCGCUGCGUGCGUCUGCGCGUGCUGCGCGACGCGCACCACGCCGCCUUCGGGCCCGACGGGGCGGCCCCCACGGCACCCCCCGGGGCGGCGGCGGCGGCGGCCUCCUCCUCGCGCUCGCCCGCACGGCGCUCCUACCGCCGCUCGGCGUCCUCGGCGUCGGCGUUGGCGGCGGCGGGAGGGGCCGGCGCAGCCCAGCAGCGGGAGUCGCACCGGCUCCCGCGCCGGCACACGUGCCGGGACUUGCGCGGCGGAGAGACGCGCCGCGGGGACGGCCUCGCCGCGGCCGCUGGGCCUGGCAAUGAAAGCCUGCAGGUGGUGUUGAGGAAGCGCUACUCGGGCGAGGUGCUGGGAAUCCGAUUGGCCGAGGCGACAUGCGGCGGCGCCGGGGGCCCCUCGGAGCUGCCGGCGGGGGUCAUGGUCCAGCGCGUGCUGCUGGGGGGGGUGGCGGCCAGGGAGGGCGCCCUCCGUGCCGGGGACCGCGUCAUCGCCAUCAACGGGCGCGACGUGCGCAGGGCCACCACGGAGCAGGCGGUCGCCAUCAUACAGUCGUGCCAGGACCGCGUGCACUUCGUGGUGUCGCGACAGUGCCGGCCGCACGUUCCCGAAAUCCUGCACGAGGUGGUCCCCAACAACAACAACAACGACCACAACGCUGGCGCCACCGCCGCAGCGGCAGCGGCGCUGAGCACCGGCUCACCGUGGCAGGAGAAGACGGUGCGGGUCUCGAAGGCCCCCCACGAGUCUCUGGGGAUAACGGUGGCGGGGGGUCUGGGCAGCCUCGGGGGGGACCUCCCGAUCUACGUGACGAGCGUGGACCCGCACGGCUCGCUGGGCCGCACGCGCAACGUCCGCACGGGCGACGUGCUGCUGAGCGUGAACGGCAGCGACCUGACGCGCCUGACGCACGCCGAGGCCGUGGCCGGGCUCAAGGCCGGCGCGGCGAUGCCCACGGUGGAGCUGCACGUGCUCUCCCACGUCUCCUCCACCGCAGCGUCGCCCACCAACUCGUCGCCCACCUCGGCCACCGCGUCGCCCGCCAGCGUCGGCGAGGAGCGUGGGGCCGGCCGCAGGGAUGGGCAGCGCAGAGACAGGCCGCCGAGAGCGACGUCGACCGACGAGGAGGAGGCGGCCGCCCAGGCGGACAACGAGCGCAACGAGGAGGGGGGCGCCGCCACGGGGGAGCGCCUCACCUGGACGCCCUCCUGGGUCACCUGGCUCAGCCUGCCCAACGCGCUGCAGCGGCAGAAGGAGGUCGUGUUGUCGCGCGGCAUGUCGGGCAGCCUGGGCUUCAGCAUCGUGGGCGGCUUCGAGGAGAACCGCCACACGCAGCCGUUCCUCGUCAAGCACAUCGUGCCCGGCACGCCCGCCUUCAACGACGGGCGCCUCAGGUGCGGCGACCGCAUUGUGGCCGUGAACGGGAGGAACACGGCCGGCAUGAACCACGCGGCGCUGGUGCGCACGCUCAAGGAGCUGCGGGGCAAGGUCUCGUUGACCGUCAUCUCCCUGCCCGGCUCCCACGUCUAGCCGGCGCCACCGCCGCCACCACCACCACCGCCGCCGCCACCACCACCACCACCGCCGCCACCGCCGCUGGCGCCCGGCUGGUUGGGACGGAGCAAACGACAAAAACAAACGCGUCCCCCCCCCCCCGUGUUAGACGGCCCGCUUCACCAACCGCGGCUGACCUCCCCGACCCCCAGAGCGCGGCUGCAUUGUCUUCGUCAUCGGCGGUGGCGUCAUUGUGCUGGAGGCAGUCCAGCAAAUAAGAUUUGUUUUUUUACUUUUACUUUACGCGAAGCCCCUCCGGUUUAGCAGAGCUUGCCGAGUGUUCUAUUCGAACGUGUGUGUGUGUGUGGAUUUCCUCCGGGCUCUCGUUUGCUCACACGUGCAAAAAUAAUAAUUUGCGUUGGCACAAUGAGACUCAAUGAGGCUGUUCUCGUUGGAAGUUUAUUGUCGAGUCGGACGGCGCUGUGGUGGUUGAAGGGGUUUAACAAGGCGGCUCAAUACCAAUUUUAUGGGGAAGUUAAGAGGGGUUGUCCUAUGGAACAACUGCCCCCCUGCCACGGGAAUGUGGAAUGUCCACCACUAGCCGAAAGCCUCGGAUGCAGGUGUGAAUGUCGAUCCCUCACGCUCAUCCGAGCAGAGAGACAUUUUAAAGUCAUCCUGGUUUUUUAAGAAUCAUUAUUGUUUCACAUUUCCUUAAAACUGGCGCUUUGUAAAAACGGUGAGAAGUCACUUCCAACCAAAGCUUGCAGUGUUUCAUCGAGGGUCACAAGUCUGAGCCAUCUCCGCUGCGUUCGCGUUCUGGGGACCGCCUGGUUGCUGCGGGAAUGUGGCCGCUGCUGCUGCUGCUGCUGCCCCUGCCGCUGCUGCUGCUGCUGCUGCCUCUGCUGCUGCUGCCGCUGCUGCUGCCGCUGCUGCCGCUGCUGCUGCUGCCUCUGCUGCUGCCGCUGCUGCCGCUGCUGCUACUGCUGCUUGUGUGAUGAUUGGUGGCAGAACCUAUUUUCGGCCAACACCUCUCUUGCCUUCGUUUUUCCCAACGGGCGCUCAUUCUAGUUUUUUGGACAGACGCAAAAACGACGGGCAAUUGAGUCGAGUCCGAUUUGCAAAUAGUCCGUGCAAUUAUUCCAGCGUAGGUGAUGAAAUGCAGCUUUUUCACUUGCUCUCUCGAUCCCAGGUCUCAGUUGCAAAAGAAUUAACACCUGAGGCCUGAUUUGUGUGUUGGUGGAAAUUAGUAAAAAAAAAUCAUCUAGAUGUUUGGUGGGAAACUAAACAAAAUUGACAUCAUAAAAGGAAAUAAAUGAUUCAAUGUGUUUCGUAUGGCCACAUUGUCAGUCCACUGCUGGAUGAAGGCCAGCUCUCUGUUGGUCUUGGGGGUUUAGUGGCCAUACUUCACCACGCUGGUCACGGCUUUUUGGUGAAUACGGAUAUGGGAGCAGUUGUGGUGGAGGGUGGUGCCCAGUACCGGUUCAGAUAUCACCGCUCUCUGACCGAUGGUGAGAUCACCCCGCUCACCGCGCUGCGCCUGUUCAUCGCACGUGCGCGGCUACGUGGCCCGUGAUCACCUUUAGACGACUGCGGGUUUCACACAGGCUUCAACGACCUCGGAUUGAAAAUGAAUCGCGAACCAAAUUAUCAUAACCACCGAUGGGUGAAAAUACAUCAAAUUAUCAAGUGGAUCGUUACGAGCUCACUUGAAAGGCCAGAAUUAAAAAUAGUAAUAAAAAAAAAGUCCGAUCGGCUGUUGUUUUCCAUUACCCUGCAUGAACCCAGACGUGAAACGGGAGCAUUCUGAAUGUAAAACAUGAUUAAUGUUUUCGAGCGUAAAUGGAAAGAAUGAAAAUGUAGCGUACAAUACUGGACGCGUAUCCCUCGUGUACAGUAUUCUGCACUCAAGGAAAGAAAAUUGCGCGCGUCUGAACCUCCUCAACGGAGAGGCUGGGAGCGUCGCGUGACCAGGGGCCGGCGAUGGGCCGCUGGGGGAGACGAGUCGGAGACACGGAGACUCGGCGUGUUCUUCCGCGGCAGCGGCAGCAGCGGCGGCAGCGGCAGCAGCAGCAGCGUCAUCGCGUGCAGGAAUCUCGCGGUCAGCCGCGAGUGGUCGAGCGAUCGGCGAACUGCGCCACAAUAAAUUUGCCGCGAAUGCACAAAUCCACGGCGGUUUUGGUGCGCUGUCAUUUUUCCCACCAAACAUUGCCACGGAAGGCUUCUCCACCGGGGUCGCGCGUUAUGCCUUUUUGCGAGCUUAGCUUUGACGUCACGAUGUAAGGAAAACUUAAAAGUAAUCAUUCGUGUCGUAAUUGCUGCUGUAUAAUUGUAAAUUGUCAUAUUUAUUGUGCCUGUUCAUGAACGAAACCCGGUAGUUCACGACGAGUACACGUGUUCGGAUUGUGGCCGUGUUACCUCGGCAGUAACGUGGCUUCGACUAACUUGCGCAAUAGUUGUCACGUGUUGCCGGGCUGUGAAUUAAGCCGCAGAUGUUGUCGUGAUUUUGGUGUUGACGAUAGUCGGAGGCAUUUACUCGAUCUCCAAAUAAGCAAAACGCUUUGUGCCACGGUGGGGAGAUGUUAACUCCCUCGCCUGGUGUACAGGAGGUCGUGGGUUCGAUCCUGACCCUGACACCUGCUGCUGUAUAUUUGGGAGUGUGCGUGUUCUCCCCGUGGUCGCGUGGAUUUAUCUCCGGGUCCUGCGUUUUUUCCCCUCCACAUUUAGACUCGAUAUGCAUUUAGAGUAUUUGGCUGCUAUAAUGUCCACGUGAUAAGCCGCUUCGUUGAGCUAUCAUUUGUGGCCAGCUCGCUUCUGAUGAAGAGCUAUGCAGCUCGGUGGGCCUUACCUGGUAAAAUACAAGUGGUUUAGAGCUUUCACCGGUCGUUUUCUGCAGUGCCCGAUAAUCACGGAUGCGACCGCGCGUCCGCUCAAGCGAGGUCAAAAAGUUUUGAGAGCGACGAGUCCAAGAACCGCGAUGGCGUUAAACCUCAACACAAAAGAGCGAAGUCUACGGUACGCAAAGUCCAAACUCGUGGCGGUUGGUCGACUGGCACAGGGGUUUUUGGGAAAUGUGGACUUUCCGUGACCGUCUUCUUGGUUCUUUCGGUAAAGUCACGUAGAAGGGAAGUAAUAAAAUAAUAAAAAGGUUUUUUUAUUAUUUAAAGUCACGUAGAAGGGAAGUAAUAAAAUAAUAAAAAUGUGUUUUUUUAUUAUUUUAUUACUUCCCUUCUACGUGACUUUACCGAAAGAACCAUAAAGAUGAAUCCCUGCAGUCACGAAAGCUUUAAAUCGAAAUUUCCAUGACCGGCUCACUUUUUUGCCAACAGAGAUAUAUAUAUAAACACAAAGUCUGAAAUGCACAUUUAUCCAAUAAUGGAUAAGCGCGUCGACUACAUGUACACUUGAUUUUACAAUUGUUCACAUAUUUUUGAAUCUCAAAACUCUUUGACACGGGCCGGUUCUCCUACUACCACGAUACUAAAACGUGAUGGCUCAGCCUCGACUUCAAAUGCUCCCCGCUGUGGUUGUCGCUUCGUUCCCGCACACUGCGCUGCCGGGCGCAGUAGUGCUGGAACCAACCCCUCGUUUUGUAUUCGCCCGCUUGUAAAUACAGACGACGCGUGCCUGCUUUUUCGAACGACAUCAAACUCCCAUGUGCCGAACUACGGAAUUUGACGACCCGCCCGGACGCGCCCCCGUGUACAAAUCUUCGCCGCGUUGGAAUUCGUUCCACGCCUUUUUCUAGAUAUUCGCUUUGGGAUUUUCUAACAGACGCACGCGCGCACCAAGGGCAUCCAUUGUGGCGGGCUCGCCAGUCCCGGUUCUCCUUGCGGUUCAUGCGCGUGCGGAUUCCACGUGGAGAGCUGGCCCCGCGGGAGCCUUGCCGCGGUUGAAACAGUCGACAAACGCAGAGGUUGGAGUAAGGUUGGCGGUGAAAGCAAACGCGAAUCAAAAUAAACGAAUUGCAUGCUGCUCGGUUUUUUCGUGGCUGCCCGCCACCACCUCCCCAUCCACCACAUCGGAAUUCUUUUCCGUGAAUGUCCAUGUAGGUUCGUGAAAAGUCAUGCAAUAAAAACUGCCUCU
This is a messenger RNA of Lethenteron reissneri (Far Eastern brook lamprey), 6730 nucleotides long. RefSeq names its product ligand of Numb protein X 2-like. Gene Ontology annotation, molecular function: protein binding. The record is from RefSeq and is a predicted model, not a curated record. NCBI's taxonomy places the organism in Eukaryota, Metazoa, Chordata, Hyperoartia, Petromyzontiformes, Petromyzontidae.